This is a messenger RNA of Corticium candelabrum, 1932 nucleotides long. RefSeq lists its product as uncharacterized. Lineage: Eukaryota; Metazoa; Porifera; Homoscleromorpha; Homosclerophorida; Plakinidae. The transcript is spliced from 9 exons. The record is from RefSeq and is a predicted model, not a curated record. The coding region runs from base 434 to 1657 and encodes 407 amino acids.
ACAAUGUUUUUGUCAUUUUCUUGUCUGUCAUUUUUCAUCAUUUUUAUUGGAUGGACGUGAUCAGAAAUUGGUGAGUGUGACAAUUGAAAUGUUCGUGUUUUCUGAUCUCACAAUGUUUUUGUCAUAUUCUUGUCUGUUAUUUUUCAUCAUUUUUAUUGGAUGGACGUGAUCAGGAAUCGGUGAGUGUGGGACAGUUGAGGUGUUGAUGUUGUGAUCUCACUUGUUUUCAUUUUCCUGCUUUGCGUUUUGUCCAUUUUUAUUGUCUGGACGUCAGUCAGAGGGAACAGCAACUGAGAGUGGGACGAAAUUAGAAAUUUCUAAUCCUGAUGAGGUGUCACAUCGCACUGAUGAUGAUGUUGGCACGGAAUUGAAUACUGAUGACAGCAACAUCUCUGCUGAUGUGGAACCACUGGAGCCAAUUGCAACACUGGAAAUGACUGUUGGUCCUGAAGGUGGAUGCUUUAGCUCAGGCAGUUUGUCUAUUUUGGUUCCCGACGGUGCUGUGAGUGAACCAGUCAACUUACGAAUGCUUAUGUACAUUGAUGAAAGACUAAUGCCGCCAUCCACUAAAGCCAAUGAUGGAUACAUUUUGAGUCCACUAUUUGUCUUCGAGCCCCAUGGAUUAACAUUUUCGAAACUUGUUGAUGUACGUUUCCCUCCUCCAGUUGAUUCCAAGGGAUGGCAUUUGUCACUCAUGAGAGCUAGGUGUGAUACUUCCACUUUAUCUCAAUUAUGGCAGCCGGAAGCCAUAGUGACAUUUAAUUCUGAUUUGGACCAAGUGAAUGUGGAGGACCCAGAUUGUAAAUAUGACCUUGACAGCGGUACUUUGAGUGUGAAACACUUCUGUUGGCACUGGUGGUUUGGAAAACCUGCUGACAUCUUUAUGGCUUCGAAGACUAUGCUUUUUUCUGUGUUUGGUUAUCGGCAAAGAAGUUGGUCAAACGUUUGGAAUCUCACUAUUCAUUACCAUGAUAACUGUAAUGAACUUAUUGAGCGGAUGAUCAGUAAGGAAGAACGAUUAUCGCCAAAGCGUCACGUCUUGCGUCUAAGUCGAGAAGUAAAAUUGAAGUUUGAAGGCGAUAUUGAAUUUAGUAUUACAAGUGGUGAUUGGAGAGCUAUCACACAACUACCGACCAUACCUGCUGCUGACUUUUGGCACAAAUGGAUAUGCUUAGACAAGGAAAUUGAUGUCACUGUGCAGUUUGAGCAUGGUGAUGACCACCCUACAAACAUCUGCAAUGUUGAUGUUAAGCAGGGUGAUCAACAAGUCAGUUUAGUGAUAUCGCCUUGUCUUGUCGAGGACAGCCAAGAAGAUGAAGCCACUGAAAUGGAACAGUCACUGGCGUCAGAAGCAAGCAGUAAAUGCACGGAAAGUGAUAUUGUGAAAGUUGCUAACAAAUUUUCUGAUUGCUGGAAAAAGCUUGUGCUAAAUUUGUCACCUGUCUUUUUCAUGACCAAGUUAUCUACGAUCGAAAAAGAAAACAAAAAUGAUUGUUUUAUGCAAACUGUAACAGCAUUGCGAAUGUGGACUAGUGAAUUUGGUGCCAGAACCACCAAGGAAGCAAUGAUCUCAGCUAUGUGUACCAUCAGCUGCAGAGCUCAGGCUGAAGAAGUUUUCGGCAGGAGUUUGGUGGAGCAUGUCUGCCCACCUCAGUGAUUUGGUUUCUAUUUACUGUACUGUACAUUAUUAUUACGAAAUAGUCUCUUGUUGCUUUCUGUGUAUUCAAGGUACACUAACCAGUAAAAAUGCAGUGUUUCUACACAUUUUUAUCUAUGGUAUAAUAUGAUGCUAAUAAUUGUGCAUUCUAACUAGAAACUCUGAUUUUAAAAUUGUGUACACUGUCAUCCAUUAGAAGCUACUAGAAAGAUACCUUGCUGUUUAUAAGUGAAUUGAUUGUAAAAGUUUAACGGAGUAAAUUAAGAGUAAGAACA